This is a messenger RNA of Xylaria bambusicola, 1330 nucleotides long. RefSeq lists its product as uncharacterized. Bases 125 to 1114 code for a protein of 329 amino acids. The transcript has 3 exons. NCBI's taxonomy places the organism in Eukaryota, Fungi, Ascomycota, Sordariomycetes, Xylariales, Xylariaceae. The record is from RefSeq and is a predicted model, not a curated record.
CACUUCAUCACUUACUUACUUCUCUAUCUUGCUUCACUUGUUAGGGCGAGCAUUCAUUUAUCGUUAUUUCUUCAACUUUUGUAAAAACCUUUCUGUAUUUGUAGAUACUGGUUUCUCGGCACACAUGGCCAAUAUGGCCGAAUCACAUCAUGAUUCACGACCCGCGAGGACCGAGAGCAAUGGCGCUCCAGAGUACGACAGCGCCCUCGAUACCGCGAGACGCAGCAUGGCGUUGACGAGGGAUGAGUUUGGGAGCCUUCCGGGACUACCGCGCUUAGAAUAUCGGCUCAUGGAACAUAAAAUGAAGCUCUUUGUGGUGUCGGGACUUCUGAUAUUCGAGGGAAGCCUGCUGCCAAUCGUUCUAUUCUACCCCCUCUGGUACGCUACCAGCUUACGGCAUGGAAUUCUCUUUGCUAUCAUCACCUCUUUCUUCGGCCUCAUAUCAGGUCUCGAAUUCGCCCACCGAUCAUGGCGCUUAAUCCACAAGAACGACAAAUACCGACCGCUCGACGGCACGCGCUGGCGCUUCGAUUUCACGCAUUGGACGCUUUCGAUAUGCUACACGAUCAUGACGGGAAUCCUGAUCGGAGCAUCCAUCCCACACGAGCCACUGGUCCGGCCACUAGCCAUUCCCGUACCUCUCUUCUUCAUCGGCGCCGGAAUGCUCUGUAUCGUCACGGGCACUAUGUCUGCAUUAGACAUGAAGACAGCUUGUAAAGUCAGCUCGAUACCUAAAGGGGCGCCCCAGCCGCCGUACGUUUUGACUGCCGUUGAGGAUGUGGUGGGCGUUGACGGCGGAGGUGCGCGACCGUUCCGUCGCAGGUUAUUGGAGAGAUACAAGGCAAGCAAGGCCUUCAGACGUCUCAUCGCGGAACUAAAUUGGUUCUGGGGAAUCGGGUCCGUGAUCAGCGGGGCUGGAACCCUUGCUGCCGUAUGGGUGAUCCCUUCACAAGAGAUCGCCUACGGUGUUGGAUGGGGAGAGCCACUAGUGUUCUUCGUUGUUUGGACAGCGAUAACAGUCUUCUGGAUCCGGAGAGGGCUUCGAAGAGAGAAGAAAGUAUGGGCCGACAAUACAGGCGAGAAAGCCUCGGUGGAAUCGAGCACGGAUACCUAGAAUACGAACUAAACCGACAGAGCAUAGACGACAUGAUAUAUUUUCACCACUUUAUGAUAACGAAGGAGUUGAUGAUUUGAAAUGUAUGACCAUCAGGCCGGGCAACAUAGCGACGACAGAAAAAUGGUUGGAAGUUUUCAUUUAUAUGUACCCUUAGUAUGUAUGUUUGAUAAAGCUGCCAUGGCUGUACAUGGAUUGAAAUAGAACAUAUCCCAC